Molecule: messenger RNA, 5029 nt
Organism: Lates calcarifer (barramundi perch)
Lineage: Eukaryota; Metazoa; Chordata; Actinopteri; Centropomidae
Gene: usp28
Product: ubiquitin specific peptidase 28
Exons: 26
Coding region: 126-3740 (1204 amino acids)
Biological process (GO): DNA damage checkpoint signaling; protein deubiquitination; regulation of protein stability
Cellular component (GO): nucleus; cytosol
Molecular function (GO): cysteine-type endopeptidase activity; protein binding; cysteine-type deubiquitinase activity
Source: RefSeq, a predicted model, not a curated record
GACAGGUGAACGCGCGCAGCUGGCUGGUCGCUCUCGGCGCUUGACAGAUGGAGUUGGUGUGACUCGGAAAUCAGGGCUGAAAGCAUUUGGGAAAUAACAGGAAGAAAUUCAGGUUUUUAUCUGCAAUGAGAACUGAACAGACUGAAAAUGGAGAGAACUCAACAAACUCGCAGAGCGAAAUGCUGAUCAACCAGCUGAGGGAGAUCACCGGCAUCCAGGACGCACAGAUUCUCUACAGAGCCCUGAAUGCCAGUCAGGGUGACAUUGGACAUGCUGUUGGGCUCCUAACAACACAUCCUGCAGAAGUUCAGGAUCCUGGAGAAACACAGGAGUCGGGGAACUCUGGAGAAGCCUGGGAGGGCCAGAAAGGGAUUCGCAAAGAUGAACUGCAGACGGCCAUAGAACUCAGCCUGCAGGAGUCCCACAAUGCCCAGGAGGAGGAGAGAGAAUUCCAUAGGGCUCUGGAGGCCAGUGCAGAGGAGAAUGCAGCAAGGAUGAAAAGGAAAAGAUGCGAAGCCCAGAGCGAGAUGUGCAGCCCUGCAGACUGGAUCCGUCAGGACGACUGGCCUGUGGGCAUUCGCAACGUAGGAAACACCUGCUGGUUCAGUGCCGUCAUACAGUCACUGUUCCACCUGCCUGUGUUCAAGAGGCUGGUUCUCAACUACCAUCUGUCUGAACAAGUGCUGGAGAAGUGUAAGAGCCAUUCAGACAAGAGGAACAUAGCUUUCAUGCAGGAGCUGCGCUGUCUGUUUGCCCUCAUGGUGGGCUCCACUCGCAGGUUCGUAGAUCCGUCUGCUGCUGUGGAGUUACUGCGAGAGGCCUUCAGGACCAGUGAGGCCCAACAGGAUGUCAGUGAGUUUUCCCACAAACUGCUUGACUGGCUUGAGGAUGCAUUUCAGCUGGCUGCCAGUGGAAAUAAUGCAGAGGACAAACAACAAAACCCCAUGGUCCAGCUUUUCUAUGGUACUUUUGUGACAGAGAGAAGACAUGAAGGUAAAACAUUAUGUAACACUGAGCAGUUUGGCCAGUAUCCCCUCCAAGUCAAUGGCUUCAACAACCUGGAUGAAUGCCUAGAAGGUGCCAUGGUUGAGAAGGAGAUUGAAUCACUACAUUCAGAUCACAGCAUUACGUCUGGGCGGGAGAGAUGGUUCAAAAAGUUACCACCAGUCUUGACAUUUGAACUGUCUAGAUUUGAAUUCAACACCCAGCUUGGUCGUCCUGAGAAGAUACACAAGAAGCUAGAGUUCCCACAAAUCAUUUAUAUGGACAGAUAUCUUCACAAAAACAUACAGCAGACCCAUGAGAGGAGAGGAGAAGUGAAAAAACUCAAGGAGCAACUUGCAGCCUUCCAACAGAAAUAUGAAUGCUACAAAAACUAUGGCUCAGGACCUGCCAAGUAUCCUCUGGCAGACAUGCUGCAGUUUGUAUUGGAGUUUGCUACCACCAAGCCUACAAGUGUUUCCCCAGCUGAAGACCUGAGACUAGCUGCAUCUUCACCGACUCCUACAAGCCACCCCCUCAGUGAACCCAUCUCCAAAGACAACAGUGAACCUGGAGACACAGAUUCAUCUGAGGGCCUGGUUUCCAGUGUUUCAAGUUGCCAGAGAACCCCCAUAUACAAGCCAUUCACCCAGUGCAGACACCCUAUUGACUGUCCACCACACCCUGCCCCACACAGCAUCACUGAUGAGGAGCUUCACUUUGUUAAGACCUGCCUACAGCGAUGGAGGACCGAAGUAGAGAAUGAUAUAAAUGAGCUGAAGGCCAGCAUUGACAGGCUCACUCAGACACUCGAGGGCAUGUACUCAGACAACAGUCUCUGCCAGGUACCCUACAGGCUCCACGCAGUGCUUGUCCAUGAAGGCCAGGCAUCAGCAGGUCAUUACUGGGCCUACAUCUAUGACCACGCCAACCAGCGCUGGAUGAAGUACAAUGAUAUCAGCAUCACCGAAUCGUCAUGGGAGGAGCUGGAGCGAGACUCAUUCGGGGGCAUGACCAAUGCCAGUGCAUACUGCCUGAUGUACAUUGAUGACAGGCUACCCCAUCUUAUUACAGAAGACACAGAUGAUGAAACAGGCCAGGUGCUUCGUGGCAUGGACUCCCUGCCACCCGUCCUUAGGCGCUACGUCCAUGAGGAUAACCGCUGGUUUCAGCAGGAGCUCAGUGAAUGGGAGGAACAGUUCUGCCAGACAGCAGCCCCACAGGGGGAGUCCACAGCGUCUGUGGAGCCCCCACAUCCUGGUCCAGAUGAUGAGCAGCAAAUACCUGUUGAGCCAGCACCUCAGUCAGGACCCUCCACUGAAGAGCAGGACCAGGGAGCUGCUUCAGAGCCACAACCAGAUCCAGAAGCAGAGAAAGAUCCUGAGCCUGAACCCAGAGAGAAGUCUGAAGAAGAAUCUGAGCUUCUGCUGCCACCACCACCACAGAGCCCUGGCUGCCAGCCAGACGACAGCAGCAGUGCACCGGUCACCGACACCCUGGGGCCCAGCCAGAGCACCAUCUCAGCUGAGAAGGAGCCACAGAGUCAGACUCCCAGUUCUGGAGCAGAGCCUAGUAACCAGACACCACCUGACCUCCAUGUGGAUAAGGAUAACACAGAGGUGGCAGGCCUCAGCUCUGAAAAUGAAGGUGAUCCAGAGGCCUCAGGUGAAUCACCUGAACAUGAAGCAGAGCGGGAAGGUGAGGAGCAGCAGCAGCAGGAGGUCCCAGUUAGACAGCGACAGACUGAGAACGAGGUCUCAGAAGUGGAGAUCCCGAACGUGGGCAGGAUUAUGGUGAGGGCUGAUGCUGAUGGAUACAAUGAAGAGAUGAUGCUGACUCCAGCUAUGCAGGGCGUCAUUCUAGCUAUAGCCAAGGCCCGACAAAUUUUUGACACGGAAGGUCCUGAGGCUGGCCUCAUCAAGGCCUUCCAUGAGGAGUAUUCCCGCUUGUAUGAGCUCUCCCAGGAGGAGACUACACCCCAGGAGGACCCUCGUCUGCAGCACUCUUUGGUCUACUUCUUCCAGAACAAGGCACCCAAGCGCAUUAUUGAGAGGACACUGCUGGAGCAGUUCACUGACCGGAACCUAAGCUUUGAUGAAAGGGCCAUCAGUAUCAUGAGGGAAGCCCGAGCCAAGCUGCGCCUCAUCAAGCCAGAGGACAUGGACAUGGAUGAGUACAUGCAGUGGCAUGAUGACUACAGGCUGUUCAGGACAGUGUUUGUCUACCUGUUGACUGGGCUAGAGCACUACCAGCAUGGAAAGUUGCGUGAGGCACUGAAUUACCUGGCUCAUGCGUACGAGACCAACGCCACUCUGCUGAAGAACGGAGAGAAACGUGGCAUGGACAAGUCUCUUAUUGCAGUUUACAGGAGAAAAUGCCUCACUGCGUUGAAUGAAAGCGCAUCGCGGCAGUUUUGCAGUGGUGAGGAGAGCAAGGUGGAGGAGGGCGUCGCCAUCAUGGAUGAGGCCGUCAUCCCCUGCCUCCACCUGAUGAGCCGGGACCCUGCUUUAUCCCAGGAAGACCGGGAUGCCAUGGAGAGCAUCCGCAGCCACUGGUGCUGCUGCCUGGGCCAGGACAUGGAUGACUCAUUGCAGGUGAAGCUGGGUGAGUUGCUUCCCAGGGUUCUGGACGGUUCAGCUGAGACAGUAGUGCUUAAAGACCCACCCAAAGUCCACGUCAACCAGGCCCACGACCUGUGCAGUCGCCUGGCUGCUGUCAUGGAGUCCAUUCACAACACCUCGAUAGUCAUCGUUAAGUAAAGUCCUGAAUGAAACCUCCAACAACCUGCUUCAACCGUGCGUCCAAAUUGCAAGCAACAUGGAUGGUGGAUUGUUCUGUACUGACUGAUUUAGCACUGCACAUAUAUGUCAUUUAAGAUGUAAACAUAGCAAACUGUAAGCACUCAUUAGAGGUAGUAGACAGGGGGUUGGUCAGAGUUUAACCCAAAAGAAGAACAAGUUCUAAAAGGGCUCCAAAAUGAUCAAAUUACAUCCUCAGCAUUCUUCUCAUUAGCUUUCAAGUUUACCCUCUGCUUUCCCACUACCAGCAAGCCCCAUCUGCUAAAAAACAAGUUUUAUAAAUGUAAAUGAUUCCCCUCAACUUUAAAUACACACUUAGUACCCUCUCUUAAGGCCACAUUGUGUACUUACAGAAUGUACAGUUGUAGCACUACAUAGUGGCUGUGAUCUUUUCCUGUAAAGACUUAUGUAGUUAUAAUCUGCUUCUUUUCUGUGUUGCACUCAUCACUCACACAGUUAUCCAUGAAAUCAUCCUGCUGAACAUGAAACAAAAUUACAUCGGCAGAACAAUGAAGCAUUAAAUUCUGACUGGAACUCUGAAAGGUUCAUGGACAUGUUUUACUGACUGGCAAACUUGUUAAGUUGAAAAAAAAAAGGCAACAAUUAGACUCAUGUUAGUCAUUUAGCCCUGCAGGGAGUGGCUAGAUUGUUGAUUGUGUUGCUAAGUGGUGUGAACGCACGAUGAAGCCUUUAUACAGGGCUUAGAAAACACUAGAUUUGUACUGCACAGUAACAAAUAAUGUUAAUUAGCUUUUUUUUAAAUAUAUGUUUUAUAUUACUUUGUAUUUUUCCGAAACGGACUCUAGAAGAUUUUACAUGUAGAUGAAGUUCAGAAAGAAAUCUACAGUAUAGUUAUGCAUACACAUAUUAAUGAUAUUGAUGGCAGGGUGUUCUCUCUCUCUCUAACUUUAAAAGGGGAGCUGCUGCACACUCAGAUCUCAGUGUAUCUGUGGACUGGAUCUCCUAGUGUUGCUGUUGGACAGCACCUUGCAUAUACAGAUGUGCCUUUUCUGCCUUUUUUAGGGGUUCUCUGUAAACCAUGUAAGCCCUUUGAAAGGAAGGACAUGGGACAACAAGAGAUGAAAUCCUUUUUUUCUAGAUGCAAAGCAGUAUCAUGAAUGAAAGCCUCCAAAUCAGGAUUUUCAGGCCAGCAGCAUGGAGCUCCUCUAACAGCCAUUUCUGGCUGCUGAAUGCACACUGCCUUUUCACUUGUAGUCUGUGAUGAUACUCAAUAAAUGUUUUAAAUACUC